Messenger RNA from Gorilla gorilla gorilla (western lowland gorilla), 3325 nucleotides. RefSeq names its product uridine monophosphate synthetase (gene UMPS). Gene Ontology annotation, biological process: 'de novo' UMP biosynthetic process; 'de novo' pyrimidine nucleobase biosynthetic process. Bases 1052 to 2218 code for a protein of 388 amino acids. Gene Ontology annotation, molecular function: orotidine-5'-phosphate decarboxylase activity; orotate phosphoribosyltransferase activity. The record is from RefSeq and is a predicted model, not a curated record. Lineage: Eukaryota; Metazoa; Chordata; Mammalia; Primates; Hominidae. The transcript has 6 exons.
GAAAGAGGACAAGGAAAUGGAAGAGGGUGACAGGAGUUGGGCCGUGAGUGAGAGCAAAAGAGCCAAGCAGGCAGACCGACCCUACUCUUGGUUUGGGGAGUAAGCAUGAGAAGCACAGAGGCCAGGGGUUGGGCUCCUCGAGAGUCGUCUGUUCUUUCACCCACAGGCUUAGACACGUGUUUUGCAAAGGUCGGGAAACCCAGUUUGGAACCCUUUCUGGCACUGAAGCACACUUGAAUGAAUUCUGUAUAUUUAACUCUAAGAAAAUUAGACUUGCGGCCGGGCGUGGUGCCUCGUGAGUGUAAUACCAGCACUUUGGGAUGCCUAAGUGGGCAGAUCACCUGAGCCCCAGGAGUUCGAGACCAGCCUGGGCAACAUGACGAGACCCCGUCUCUACAAAAAAUUAGCUGGGUGUGGUGGCGCACGCCUGGGACGCUGAGGUGGGAGGAUCACCUGAGCCUGGGAGGUCAAGGCUGCAAUGAGCUGUCAUUGCGCCACUGCACUCCAGCCUGGGCGACAAGUGAGACCCUGCCCUCAAAAAACAAACAAAUAGACCGGGAAAACGUGGGUAGGCAGAGAAUUCAGUAGCUGGGAAAUUACUGGUGAGAAAAGGAAAAUAGAACAACCAGAACUCUGUGAUGUAUACAAAAUUUAUCAGAGCCCAGAGAGACUUCAACCGUACUCCCCUAUGCAGCCCCGGGACAAUUAUUUAAAGGAAUUUUGUCCCUGACUAGCUGCUUCCCCCAUUAUCUUAAUGUACCUGGAAUUUGUGAUACAAAGAACAAUGUAUAGCUCAUCAAUCGCUUGUGUUAUUAUUUUAUUUAUUUUUUAGAUGGGAUCUCUCUUACGUCACCCAGGCUGGAGUGCAGCUCUGUGAUCAUAGCUCACUGCAGCCUGGAACUCCUGGCCUUAAGAGAUCUUCCUGCCUCGGGUUGCAGAUAUUUUAUUCCAAACUGCCCAAAAUGCAGGGAUCAGUUUUGACACCGUGUGUGGAGUGCCUUAUACAGCUUUGCCAUUGGCUACGGUUAUCUGUUCAACCAAUCAAAUUCCAAUGCUUAUUAGAAGGAAAGAAACAAAGGAUUAUGGAACUAAGCGUCUUGUAGAAGGAACUAUUAAUCCAGGAGAAACCUGUUUAAUCAUUGAAGAUGUUGUCACCAGUGGAUCUAGUGUUUUGGAAACUGUUGAGGUUCUUCAGAAGGAGGGCUUGAAGGUCACUGAUGCCAUAGUGCUGUUGGACAGAGAGCAGGGAGGCAAGGACAAGUUGCAGAUGCACGGGAUCCGCCUCCACUCAGUGUGUACAUUGUCCAAAAUGCUGGAGAUUCUCGAGCAGCAGAAAAAAAUUGAUGCUGAGACAGUUGGGAGAGUGAAGAGGUUUAUUCAGGAGAAUGUCUUUGUGGCAGCGAAUCAUAAUGGUUCUCCCCUUUCUAUAAAGGAAGCACCCAAAGAACUCAGCUUCGGUGCACGUGCAGAGCUGCCCAGGAUCCACCCAGUUGCAUCGAAGCUUCUCAGGCUUAUGCAAAAGAAGGAGACCAAUCUGUGUCUAUCUGCUGAUGUUUCAGAGGCCAGAGAGCUGUUGGAGCUAGCAGAUGCUUUAGGACCUAGUAUCUGCAUGCUGAAGACUCAUGUAGAUAUUUUGAAUGAUUUUACUCUGGAUGUGAUGAAGGAGUUGAUAACUCUGGCAAAACGCCAUGAGUUCUUGAUAUUUGAAGACCGGAAGUUUGCAGAUAUAGGAAACACAGUGAAAAAGCAGUAUGAAGGAGGUAUCUUUAAAAUAGCUUCCUGGGCAGAUCUAGUAAAUGCUCACGUGGUGCCAGGCUCAGGAGUUGUGAAAGGCCUGCAAGAAGUGGGCCUGCCUUUGCAUCGGGGGUGCCUCCUUAUUGCGGAAAUGAGCUCCACCGGCUCCCUGGCCACUGGGGACUACACUAGAGCAGCGGUUAGAAUGGCUGAGGAGCACUCUGAAUUUGUUGUUGGUUUUAUUUCUGGCUCGCGAGUAAGCAUGAAACCAGAAUUUCUUCACUUGACUCCAGGAGUUCAGUUGGAAGCAGGAGGAGAUAAUCUUGGCCAACAGUACAAUAGCCCACAAGAAGUUAUUGGCAAACGAGGUUCCGAUAUCAUCAUUGUAGGUCGUGGCAUAAUCUCAGCAGCUGAUCGUCUGGAAGCAGCAGAGAUGUACAGAAAAGCUGCUUGGGAAGCGUAUUUGAGUAGACUUGGUGUUUGAGUGCUUCAGAUACAUUUUUCAGAUACAAUGUGAAGACAUUGAAGAUACGUGGUCCUCCUGAAAGUCACUGGCUGGAAAUAAUCCAAUUAUUCCUGCUUGGAUUCUUCCACAGGGCUUGUGUAAGAAUGGGUUCUGGAGUUCUCAUGGUCUUUAGGAAAUAUUGAGUAAUUUGUAAUCACUGCAUUGAUACUAUAAUAAGUUCAUUCUUAAGCUUGCUUUUUUUGAGACUGGUGUUUGUUAGACAGCCACAGUCCUGUCUGGGUUAGGGUCUUCCACAUUUGAGGAUCCUUCCUAUCUCUCCAUGGGACUAGACUGCUUUGUUAUUCUUUUAUUUAUUUUUUAAUUUUUUUCGAGACAGGAUCUCACUCUGUUGCCCAGGAUGGAGUGCAGUGGUGAGAUCACGGCUCAUUGCAGCCUCGACCUCCCAGGUGAUCCUCCCACCUCAGCUUCCAGAUUAGCUGGUGCUAUAGGCAUGCACCACCACGUCCAGCUAAAUUUCUUUAUUAUUUGUAGAGAUGAGGUCUUGCCAUGUUACCCAGGCUGGUCUCAACUCCUGGGCUCAAGCGAUCCUCCUGCCUCAGUCUCUCAAAGUGCUGGGAUUACAGGUGUGAGCCACUGUGCCCAGCCUAAUUGCAGUAAGACAAAAAUUCUAGGGCACCAAGAGGCUAAAGUCAGCACAGCUUUUCUUGUGUCCUGUAUUCUCUGUCUAAUGUGUUGCCCAAAUAAUAUCUAAUUGUUAGCCAUUCUCCUCCAUCUCCGGCCUAAAAGUGAUAGUCCAGGUAUCCACAUGGGCUGGUUCCCAGAACUGCCAUUGCUCACUCUCCAAAGAGGGGAAGGUGGGGAAGGGGAAGGUGACUAUAGCUCAACUCCUGAGCUAGUAUCUGGCUGUUAUUUCAACAACCGGAGUUGGGGUUUGGGCUCAUUUUUUCCCCUAGUCAGCAAUUAUGGACCAGUGGUAACACAAGUGACAGCUUCCUGUGACUGACUUCACAAUUAGGAGGUCUAAGAUUCCAUUUGGGUAUUUGCUUAAGGAUCCCACAUAAUUGUCCCAACUGUCAUUAGUAGAGGGGAGGUAAGCCUUCAUUAAUAAUAAAGAGAAAGCCCACA